Oreochromis niloticus (Nile tilapia) is the source of this 4465-nucleotide messenger RNA. RefSeq names its product chemokine (C-X-C motif) receptor 5 (gene cxcr5). Gene Ontology annotation, molecular function: C-C chemokine receptor activity; C-C chemokine binding. The transcript is spliced from 2 exons. NCBI's taxonomy places the organism in Eukaryota, Metazoa, Chordata, Actinopteri, Cichliformes, Cichlidae. The record is from RefSeq and is a predicted model, not a curated record. The coding region runs from base 126 to 572 and encodes 148 amino acids. Gene Ontology annotation, biological process: positive regulation of cytosolic calcium ion concentration; G protein-coupled receptor signaling pathway; cell chemotaxis. Gene Ontology annotation, cellular component: membrane; external side of plasma membrane.
UCUCCCUGUCAGUCCCCCUGCCUCGCUCAGUCACUCUCAGUGUGUACAGCAGUGUAGAGUGGAGAGGGGACACACUAUCAGCACUGUGAUAGGCUUUAAAUAGCCCCCUGGCUUGAGAUUUCCAGAUGAAACUUUGUGGCACCGCAGAGAGACCGAGGAUGAUGCCUUAUCUCUGCAUUCUCCUCUGCUGGAUGGCUCUUCCGCUACACGGUCUGGAGAUAUUUGACCCCGAGGAGGUGGAAUACAUCCGUUCCCAUACCAAUGCAACUGUGGGAGGCUCGGUCACCUUGGACUGUGGCUCCAUUAUGCCAACCAUCUUCAUCUGGGGCUUCACCAAACCAGGAAGCGAUAAUAAUAUAGCUUUGGCUUAUAACUAUGGACAAGGCCCGAAGGUUCAGUCUCAGUCCAGCAACUUGGGUCGCAUGCACGUGCCCGUGAACACCUCGGCUUUAGUCAUAGAGGAGCUUCAGAGUGAAGCAGCCGGGACGUACACCUGCCAGGCUUUGUAUGAUACAGACGAAGGGGCCAGGAUAACGUUUUACUUCACUCGACUGGAUGUAGAGGACAGCUGAUUUUCUUUUGUUUACAAAUCAGCUAAUUUCAUUGUGUAUGUCUUCAUGCAAAUUCCCCCCAAUAUGUUCCCUAAUAUUUAAUAACGCAAAUAGUUUUGAUGUAAUUUCUCCCAGAGUUUGAGUUCUUAGAGAGGAGUUUUGCUCUUAAAUACAGGUGAAGACAAUUUCACUUUUAAAGGGAACUUGCAGCAAUUCUACACAACUACAACUUCAACAGUUUUCAAAUAUAAACUUUUACUUUUUCAUAUCUGAGAAAACCUGAGAAAGCUUGGCCUUAAAGAUUGCAAGUGCUUUUCCAGAAAUCUAUGUUGAAGGUGUGAAGUUUGAAACUUGUUAUGGUUUGUAGAAGUUUGAUUCAUAUUUUGAAAAAAAAGAGGGACUUUUUGAAAGUCAUGUCCUUCACAUGUACCUCAAAAUGUGUUCCCUUUAUAAACAUCAUCUUUAUUAUUCCUGUUUAUAAAUGACGUCCUGGUGAAUCGAGAUAAAUAUCUUUGUGUAUUUUUAAUAAAGAAACUUUGCUGUGUAUAUAAUCCAGACUAACCUACUUCAUCUUCCAAUACAGGGAAAACACCAGUUUGGGCUGAAACACACUCAAACACUUUGAUCAGUGAAAGACCGCACUAUUGCCUCCUGCAAUCUUUUAAGCCAUAUAAACUUACAACGCGUGACACCAUGUAGACCUGAGGUUGUGGUUUUCAUUUCAGUGUUUCUCCACUCUUGCAUUUUCUUGAUUAUUAAAGCCAUCUGGGUUUUGUUUUGUGCACUGUACAUGACUCAUUAUACUUGUUCUUUUCUUCAGUGACAUAUGCUGUUCAUGAAAUCUUCAGUUGAACUCCAAUAACCACCAUCCUGCGUUGUUAUUCCUUCCUUAAGUACAGAACGCUCGUUAGAUAACCUCUGUGUGUUGUUGCUAUCAACAGACUGAGAGACGGCGGCAGAGCAGACUGACACACUUCAUCAUUUUAAAGCACAUCGCUCAAGGCUGCAAACUGAAUAAACGUUUUAGCCUUUUAGCAAUGACAGAAACGCUUGCACAUAGAACAAGUUUUCUCCUAAAUAAUUAAUUCGUAAAAUAAACAUAUCGCUACUUAUCUUUCUGCACUGGUGCCCUCAUUUAUUUUUCAUCUAGGGUGAAUUUCUUCUUACUUGUUAAUACUGUUGACUCUGAAGAUCAGCUCAUGUCAACACAAGGUAUCAUCAGCACAUUCAUUAUGGAUCCUGAUCAGUCCGAUCAAAGAAAUUGCAAAUAUACCAAGAAAAAGGGGGCAGUUAAGGGAAUGGAGGUUAAAUAAAGAUUAAGAGUAUUUUUCCCCUAAUUAUAUCCAACAGGUGCAGUCAGCCAAUAAUCAGCCAGCUGCUCCAACAGCAUGAAAGCGCAAAAAUGAAAACGUUGCAGCAUUUUUGUGUGCUACAAAGGCUGACUGCAAAUAAAGACCAGAUAUCCUCGAGGGAGACUUUGAUUAUUAGUCUUAAAGCAUUCUGCACAUGAGCUCAUCCUUCGCAGGGGCCCCGCUGGAACACCGCUGGACUUCAUCCAACAACAACACGCUUCACUUGUGGUUUGUGACAUCUCAAGGAUAAAACCGCCCGUGGCUGAAUCAACCGAGUUAACAGCACACUGCCCGAUUCAUAAGAAUCGCAUUCAUUCAGGGUGUGCUGAAGAGGGGAGAGAGGAAGAAUGGUGGGCGGAGGGAAGAGAGGCUGGCGUUAACAGGUCCGCUCUGCAGCAAGGGGCAAAAAUUCCAGGGCGGACAAUAAGCUUUCUUGUUCCCAUGGGCUCCUUAAUGAAGGGGUGUAGCUGUGUGGGUAGAGGGUGCAGGACAGGGCUGGGAGAGAGUGCCGACUGACAGACGUGGGAGAUGGAGAAGCAGCUCAUUUAGAGACAACCCUCUCCUUAUCUUUUCCUCAUCAUCCCAGGCUGCUUCUGUCAGCAUCCCCUCUCCCUCCCCGGAUAAUUUCUCCUUCAUUUCCAGCUUCAUUUCCUACCCAUUGUUUUGCUCUCUUUUUUCUUUCCAAACAGCAACAAUAGACACUGUAUGGACAUAAAAUAAAUGCUAAGAGGAAACUUGAGUCUGCUUAUGUAAUGGCUAGUUUGGGGCCAUUAGGUACUUUUUUCUCUUUCACACAAUUAAAUCAGUGUACAUUUAAAUAACUAGAGUUUCAGGGCUGCCAAAACUUCUACAGAGUCUUCUUAGGAAACAACCGAGUUAAACUCAAGUCAGCUUAAUGGACUCUGGCUGCCUUAAUGGCACAACAACCUCCAUCAAAAAUAAAAAUAACAGCCGGAAGAUGCUGCGCCACGCCUCAGCAGUAGGCGAGCAAAUCCAGGAGCCAGGAAUAUCCCGUAUACCAUGAGUGGGAGGAGAAAUGCCAUGCGAGCCAGGGCCUGAGGACUGGCAGCCAACUCUGGCAAAAAUCACAGGCAGACAGGCACCAAGCAUGGAAAGCCUGCACCGCAGUCAUCCUCAGUGAAGCACAGCCAGCCCCGUCAUCCGCCUGCUGCAACCCUAUCAACUUCAAUCAGCCAACACACCAUGAAGAUUAUUUUAAAACCAAUAGAGGUUUUAAGCCUUUAGAAAAUGGAUUUGGGCAACACAGGCUGAAACUUGAGGAGAAUAUUGUACAAGUGUUUUAUGAAUGAGUUAUCUGCACCGCAGGAACAUCACACAGCAACUUUUCACAAUUGAUUUGCUGGUUUCCUGUAUUUGGUGCUUUUCUCACUGUCUGUCAUGUUUUUCUCACUCUGGUUUUUUUUUUUUUUUUUACUCUGCAGCAGCAGAUUCUGGUACCCAGAACUCGACAAAAGCCAGUAAAAGAUUCAGUUCACUGGUGACACAAAAUAUUAUAAUGCCCUUUCAAUCAUGAGAAGCAUUAGAAUAAUCAGGUCUAGAUGUUUGUUACUUCUAGCAAAUAACUGCACCGAACCUUUAACCUAGAAAUUCAGACAUCAGCACAAUCUGAUGUCACAUAGACUUUGUGCUGGUUAAAUACCAGCUGUUGACUGGGUCAUACAGGUAACUGUGUCAGGUAAUGUCUUGAAAGUUUUGGUGUAAAGAAAACUGGCUACAUUCUCCUUCUUAGCCCUUUAUGAUACCUGGCCAUGCAGUAAGUUUCGUUUCAUUCUUUCGUCUUUGAGACAUUUCUGCAGGCUAACACAAUAACUCACUUUACAGACUUAAUAACACUGUGUUGAUUUUGUUAUGGCCAUUUUUCCCCCUGCAAAAUAAGACAUUAAAAACUGUUUUCUUUCUAAAGAGGUUGACGCUUCGUUUUUAGAACUAGCGAUGCCGCACUGAUGAGAGGAUUUAAGAUUUCUUUGCACAGAGUAUUUCCUGCUGUUCGUAGAAACAUUCUGCCUGUGGCCGAGCAUUUGCACUGAUGCAUUGCAAAGUUAUCUAGGCUGCUCACACUUAACAGCUCAGUUUUAAUGUAACUACUCAAUUUCUCUAAUAGAUUGCAGUCAGCAGGUCAACAGAGCUCUCAAAGUUAACUGGAUUUUGUGUAAAGUGAUGACUGAUCAAACAGUCAGUGAAGCAAAGCGCAUCAGCCUUAAUCUGAACAGUGCAGGGAGCGUUCACCCCGUUCAGGGGUCACUGCAGUGGAACAGCCCAUCACAGAGCCACAUCAAAGGCCUGCCAGAAAUAUCGAUGGCUUUGGAUCGAGGCGGGGAAAUUCACUACGGCAAUCAUUCAUCGGCUGCUGCACAUGAAGGAGGUCAGGAAAGACAUUGAAAAAGGUUGUUGUUGACUCUCCCUCUUUUUUUUUAUAUUAUUACAAAACUUUACACAGACAACUGCUAAUCUCCACACUUGAGUGGAACACAUAGGGACACAACACAACAAAAAAUAAAAAGUAUUUCUCAUUCAAAAGGCAUAAAUAAUAUAAAAGACAAA